Aureobasidium namibiae CBS 147.97 is the source of this 543-nucleotide messenger RNA. RefSeq lists its product as uncharacterized. Bases 1 to 543 code for a protein of 180 amino acids. The record is from RefSeq and is a predicted model, not a curated record. The transcript has a single exon. NCBI's taxonomy places the organism in Eukaryota, Fungi, Ascomycota, Dothideomycetes, Dothideales, Saccotheciaceae.
AUGAGCUCGCUAUUCUACUGGGCGACCAAAUCAGAACAGGAUAAUGCCUGGCAUCCCGUUCCCGGCCAAAAUCCUACCAAAUACGUCAGCAAUCUACCAACAUUGAUCAAGCGUCAAGACCUCGAAGCAGCGUGCGUCGACAUAGCACCGUUCGUCGCCGGAGCUGGUGCUUUAGCAUAUGUACGCCAACUAAACGACUUCGGGUUCACUGCCUCCGCCAAUAUAUUCAAGAAUCCCAAGACAUUGAUGGCCAUGCAUCGCGCUGUCCUAGUCGUCACACCAAUCGUGCUGCUCUGUCAAGCAACGGGUGUUGAAUACCGGAAGUUCAUCCCGCGAUGGAGUCAGGAACGCGAGCGUGGGCGAGAUGAGGAAAUGGUGCGGAAGCAAGUUGAUUUUGGUAUGCUUGCUGGUGUUGCGAGCUGGACGUUGCGUAUAUAUGCUCUGCGGCACGGACGGGCUUACUGGGCUCCUAUUGAUGUUGUCAUGGGCGGAGCAUUGACGGAUGUUAUGCAUAGGGAGUAUGUCAGAGCCCAUGAGUUCUAG